AUGGGUGUCGCACCCCAAUGGCCGCUCAAGGAUGAGGGUCCUAUUGGCCUUGGCCAAAACAAAAGACCAUGGUACCAGCUCGAACCUAUGAAUGAGCCAUCUUCUACAGAUCCUGCAAGGCUCAGUCGACCAUGGCAACCCGGUUUCUGGAAACGACUCCCCGCCCGUGGUCUCGGGGCAUGGCUGUUGGCAUUGGUCGGAACUGGAGCUGCCGUCUUCAUACUCAUCUACAGCGAUGGAGUCCCUGUUGAUCAUUGGGACAAGUACAUGCAGCCUACUGUCUGGCUAGCUUUGACUUCAGCUUUGACCGGCGCUUUCUUGGCAUGUGCAUUCGCAGAAGGUGCGGCAAUUUCGUAUUGGCGAGCUGCUGGAAGGACAGCAACGUUGCAACGACUACAUGCCAUAUAUGGUUCAUCUACAGGCCUUAUCGAUGCAGCGAUAAAUCUGUUCAGCAUGAAAUCCAAGACUCUUGGUCUAGCUUCGAUUCUAAUGACAUUAUCCGUCCUACGCGGCCCUCUCAUGCAGCGUGCAUCCUCGACAGCAAACGAAUUCCAAGCACAGCAAGGUGUCUUUGACUUUCAUAUUGCUCGAGAACUUCCUGGCAACUAUGCCAGCAUACAAACUGGUCGUACUCACUCUGUUUCUCUUCUCACCAAGAACUUUAGCGACAUUGCCCAAGCAUACAACAAUCGGAAUGAUAUGAUUGCUUUCAACACCAACUGCAAGAACUGCACAACCUCUGUCCAGGGCUUCGGCUUCCAGGUAAACUGCACCGAGUCGACACGAAACUUCAAUCUCACCGUCGGAAUGGAUCGAGCAAGUAUGCUAAAGGCAUUCGAUGGAGCGUAUCUCUUCCAGGUUAAUGUGACCGAGUUCAGCGACUACUCGGUCUAUCAGAUGAAAGAUGGGUCGUUUCUUCGCUACACCACGCUUUUCAAAGACACCAACCAAUGCAAUGGGAAGCUCAAGGUCCAGACUUGUGACUUGCAUGCUGGGAUUUCAACGUUUCCGGUACAGCUGGAUGGCAACAAGGUGGAGCUCAGGGGGACGUGGAAGGACGACAAGUUUGUCCAGCGCAAAUAUAUGACUCCUGCUGCUACUGUUGCGAGCGGAACCGGAAAUAUCUUGGGCGGUUUCAGUACCAUUGUCGAUGCUCUCUUCGGCUCCUCAGCAUGGAUGUCCUUCACUGGUGCUACGGGUUACGAUGUCAAAUCUAACGGGCUACCCGCGACGCAGUACAUGACCAUGAACGACACUGUACCCGGAUGUGAAGAUACGUGGGAGAAUCCUAUGGACGAUUUGAUCGAGCUCACCAGGGACCUCGGUUUCCGAGCAAGCUUGCAGUAUGCCCAGUUCAACAAGACGGAUAAGCAACGCGUCGAGUAUAGCAGCGGUACGACAACACUGGUGUAUGUGACCGACUAUAAAAAGAUGUGGAUAGCCGUCGGCGCAUCCCUCGUCGGCAUCUUUGCAGUUCUACCAAUCUUCUGGGGCUGGUGGGAGCUGGGCCGAGAUGUGAGCCUGAACCCGCUAGAGAUUGCAAACGCGUUUGGAACUUUUGGUCAAGAUUCACGCGUCAUGGAGCACGUUGAUCCGAAUCAGAACGUCAAUGGGAUUGUCAAGGCGGUGGAUAAUCUUGGACCGGUGAGGUAUGGAGCAUGGGAUGCUGGUGGAGGUGUUGUCAGGCUUGGGUUUGCGGGAGCUGGGGCAGUGAGGAGUCCGUCAAACGGAGAGAGAUUCAGUUACUAG
Messenger RNA from Fusarium keratoplasticum, 1749 nucleotides. RefSeq lists its product as uncharacterized. Bases 1 to 1749 code for a protein of 582 amino acids. Lineage: Eukaryota; Fungi; Ascomycota; Sordariomycetes; Hypocreales; Nectriaceae. The transcript has 5 exons. The record is from RefSeq and is a predicted model, not a curated record.